Molecule: messenger RNA, 2262 nt
Organism: Alnus glutinosa
Lineage: Eukaryota; Viridiplantae; Streptophyta; Magnoliopsida; Fagales; Betulaceae
Product: cation/H(+) antiporter 15-like
Exons: 3
Coding region: 16-2262 (748 amino acids)
Biological process (GO): proton transmembrane transport; regulation of pH
Cellular component (GO): membrane; endomembrane system
Molecular function (GO): antiporter activity
Source: RefSeq, a predicted model, not a curated record
CCAGCAAGGAGCAUAAUGGUCAUCGAGACGAUGUCAUACUUAGGCCUCCUUUUCUACGUAUUCCUCACCGGUUUGGAGAUGGACCUCAGCGCAAUCCUCCGACCAGGGAAAAGGGUGAUGGGCAUCGCCAUGAUCGGAAUUCUCAUCCCAUUCCUUAUAGGAAUAGGGUUGUUUUUCCUACUGCAACACGGCUCCAAAGUUAACAUCACACCGAAAAUGGGUUGUGUUUUCUGGGCCGCCUCGCUCACCAUCACCGGCUUCCCGGUGCUUACACGCAUCCUCGCUGACCUCAAGCUCCUCCACUCGGAUAUAGGGAGAAUUGCCAUGUCUGUGGCCAUGCUCAACGACAUAUACGCAUGGGUUCUCAUUGCAAUAUUGAUACCAGCCGGUAUCAACGUGAAAACUGUUCAUGUGUCAUUAACCGGCACCGUCACCUUCGUAAUAGUCUGCUUUUUCGUGGUCCGUCCGCUUCUGGAAAGGAUAAUCCGCAUCGAAUCGGAGAAGGACAACUACGACGAGUACUAUUUGUGCUUUGUGGUGGCUGGGGCGAUGAUCUGCGGGUGCAUCACCGAUGUAAUUGGCGCACACUCCAUUGUGGGAGCUUUUGUGUUUGGGCUUAUCAUUCCGAAUGGGGACUUCGGGGACGUGCUUUUAGACAGGCUAGAUGACUUUGUGUCGGGGAUGAUGUUGCCCUUCUUCUUCGUGAGUUGCGGGAUAAAAAUUGAUUUCAAGACGAUUGUGGCGGAGGAGGGCACGGCAUGGUACUUGGUGGCGCUGGUCGUAUGCUUGGCUUGCAUGGCGAAGAUUUUGAGCUCUCUUCUCGUCAGCGUCUUAUUUAACAUGCCGCUUCGAGAUGGUGCCACUCUUGGAGUCCUUACCAACACCAAAGGCAUCUUGGCACUCGUUAUCCUCAAUGCUGGGUGGAACGAAAGGAUUUUGAACGACCAACAGUACACAGUGAUGGUGGUUGCCAUGCUGGUAAUGACGAUUGCCGUGGCGCCCAUCAUGUCUGCCAUCUACAAGCGUAGAAAGGGCUUAAAGCAGUACAGGUUGAGGACAAUACAAAGACCAAAGGCGGACACAGAACUCCGAGUCCUCGCAUGCGUCCAUACCACAAGCAAUGUAUCGGGCAUACUCAGCCUCCUUGAAGUCUCCCACGCCACCAAACUCUCCCCUAUUACCAUCUUCGCCCUCCACCUCGUCGAGCUCACUGGCCGCGCCUCCGCCAUGCUCAUCGUCCACUCUAGGCGCAAGUCCGCCGCCCAGAAUCCCAGCCGAGCGCAGGCCGACUCCAACCUCAUUAUCAACGCCUUCGAAGCCUUCGAGAAGGACAACCACCUCGUCACCGUCCAACCCCUCACCGCAAUGUCACUAUACGGCACAAUGCACGAGGAUAUCUGCAGCUUGGCUCAGGACAAGCGUGUGGCCCUCAUUCUUCUCCCGUUUCACAAGCACUCCACCGUGGAUGGCCGAAUGGAGGACGAGAACGCCGCCUACAGAGACAUAAACCUCAACGUUUUGGCCAACGCACCGUGCUCCGUUGGAAUCUUUAUCGACCGUGGACUAGCAGCAGCCGUGCGCCCAGGAGGGCCUAGCGACAAUAUUGUUAAGUUCCGCUUUGCCAUGAUCUUCAUUGGUGGCCCUGACGACCGUGAGGCACUGGCUUAUGCAUGGAGGAUGGUGGGGCAUCCUGGAAUCAGCCUAAGUGUGGUGCGGUUCCUUCCAGGCGAGGACGCUGUGAACUUGGAGCUUGAAAACGAUGUUGAAAGCCAUGGGAUGUCACCGGCCAUAGCCAACAACGAGAGGCAAACUGCAAUUGAUGAUGAGGACUACAUAAACGAGUUUAGGCUCAAGUCAGCAAACCACGACUCCAUUAUGUACUUAGAAAAGGUGGUGAACAAUGGGGAGGAGACUGUGUCGGCCAUAAGUGCAAUGAAUAAUUGCUAUGAUUUGUAUAUAGUUGGAAAAAGGACAGGAAUGGUGUCGCCGCUCGUGUCGGGGCUGUCGGAUUGGAGCGACUGCCCGGAGCUAGGGGUCAUAGGGGAUGUAUUAGUGUCCUCAAACUUUGCGUUGCAAGCGUCGGUUCUUGUGGUGCAACAGUAUGGUUCUGCGGCUCAGGAUAGGGGCAUGUCGGCCUCAUCGGACGGGUCCAGGCAAGAGCGUUUCGGGCUGCGGCAGAGGAUGAUGGGUGUUCUGAGGUUUUCGCAUAGCUCAAAGGGAAUGGUGUUGUCUGAUAGUGACUGGCCGGUCGGAAAUGCGUAA